This is a messenger RNA of Marchantia polymorpha subsp. ruderalis, 2536 nucleotides long. NCBI's taxonomy places the organism in Eukaryota, Viridiplantae, Streptophyta, Marchantiopsida, Marchantiales, Marchantiaceae. The record is from the annotation of a GenBank genome assembly.
UCAUUAGGAAAAGGUGGCGGCUGGUGAUGCCCUAAAUCAGCGGCACACUGUCACCACAUAUCAGAAACUGCUGUCAGGAGAUCACAAAAGGUAAACUCAGAUUCAUGUCAGGCUAUAAAUCAAGUCCUUGGGGAUCAUUGAUGAGGAGCACAACGUUUGUUCGGGUGCUUUCUUCAGGCUCGUGAGUGAGAGGACUAGGCGAGCUCCACCGUUGUGAACAAGGUUUUCAUGCAGACAUGAAAAUCUAUUGUAACAAGGUGAUACAGGUCAAGAUUGAGGUCUAGGUAGACAAAGAUAGAGAAUUUGGAAAAGGAUGACUGGUCUCUGAACUAUAGCAAGGAAAUUUAAUACCUGCAGCAUCCGGGUGUCAUAAAGUCGUCAAACAUUUUCUAUAGACGUAUACCUGUCUCAUCUAAUUAGCUGCAGAGCUCGGAAAACGUCACAGUUCAUCGUGCACAGUUCGAUGCUGUUACAUACCCACAGCAAAUUUUGUGCAUUGCAUGCGGAAUCAGAGUGUUCAGCAUGAGCAGAGGGCAAGGAAGAAAACUUUCGGACCAGAUCCUGUCCGUCUAGUCGAGUUCCAGUAAAGUCUCUGAGACAGUCUGAUAGAGAACUCGGUUUCUCUUCGGCUGCAAAUCAUCCAGUAGACUGAGCGUGUGAAGUACCAGAUUUUGUGUCAACUUCAUACAGGAGGCAAUGGCGGGAGGAUUUGUGAAUCCGGUUGGAGCAGGGAAGAAUUAUGAAGGGCGCACAACUCUUUACGUCAUCCUGGCCAGUGUUAUGGCCGCUUUUGGCGGUCUCAUGUUUGGCUACGAUAUUGGAAUAUCAGGUGGUGUGACAUCCAUGGACAUGUUCCUGGAGGAGUUUUUCCCCGUAGUUUUCCGCAACAAGGAAAACAAGAAGAGCAAUUAUUGUGAAUAUGACAACCAGGGUCUUCAAGCUUUCACAUCCUCCCUGUACCUGGCGGGCAUGGUUGCUUCCCUCGCAGCAUCCUACACCACCCGCAACUGGGGAAGGCAGCCGUCUAUUCUCACUGGUGGCAUCAUUUUCCUCGGCGGAGCCAUUCUCAAUGCAGCUGCAGUCAACCUGAUCAUGCUCAUCAUCGGGAGAAUCAUGCUCGGUGUCGGUAUCGGAUUUGCAUGCCAGGCUGUGCCUUUGUAUUUAUCAGAAAUUGCUCCGUCGCAUUUGAGAGGGGCGUUGAAUAUUAUGUUCCAGUUGGUAAUCACGUUCGGGAUUCUGUGCGCAAAUUUGAUCAACUAUGGAACAGGGAAGCUGGAGCCAUGGGGAUGGCGCCUGUCUCUAGGCCUGGCUGCCGUGCCCGGCGUAAUCGUCACAGUUGGAGCUCUCUUUUUGCCAGAGACUCCCAACAGUCUGAUCGAGAGGGGAAAGAUGGAGAAAGGCAGAGCAACUCUGAUCAAGAUUCGUGGAACUCCAAACGUGGACGAAGAGUUCAAUGACAUGGUCGAAGCCAGUAAAAUAGCCAACUCCGUCAAGCAUCCGUGGAGGAAUUUAAUGCAGAGGCGCUACAGACCACAACUCAUCAUCGGAACGAUGAUCCCGUUCCUGAACCAGAUGACGGGCAUCAACGCCAUCAUGUUCUACGCUCCUGUCCUCUUCAAAACCAUUGGCUUUGCCAGCGAUGCAUCCUUGUACUCUGCGGUGAUCGUCGGAGGAGUGAAUCUCCUCUCCACCCUUGUCGCCAUCGCUGUCGUAGACAAAUGGGGGCGGAAGAUCCUCGUCUACCAAGCCGGAGUUCAGAUGUUCAUCUCUCUGGUACUAGUAGGGAUAAUUUUGAGAUAUAAUCUGGGACAGCACAACGAUCUGUCCAAAGGACUGGGAAUCUUCGUGGUGGUGCUGAUCUGUGUGUUCGUCUCGGCUUUUGCUUGGUCAUGGGGACCGAUUCUGUGGUUGAUUCCCAGCGAAAUUUUCCCCAUGGAGGUUCGGUCAGCUGGGCAGAGUUUGGCCAUCGCCACCAAUCUCGUCUUCACCUUCGCCAUAGGACAGUCUCUACUGACCAUGUUGUGCGUGUUCGAGUACGGGCUCUUCUUCUUUUUCGCGGGCUGGGUUUUCCUCAUGACCGUGUUCGUGGGUCUGCUCAUGCCCGAGACCAAGGGAGUGCCCAUCGAAGAUAUUGCGCCCCUGUUCCGGAAUCACUGGAUCUGGAAACGACUCAUCCCUCCAAAACCCGAUGGCUACUACGAGAAAUUUGACCAAGAACAUGCAGUUGAGCUCAAGAAGGUCCGUGCCGAAGAUCCCAAGCAGGGAAGCGUCUGAUUCUUCUGCAGGUGCCUGUGUAAUUAUUUGUGUAGGCUGGAAGGCUCCAAGCGAGAAAUUUCUUCAAAGUUUUGCAUAUCAACCUCGCUUCUUAAAGCAACCGCCCAUAGUUGUACAUAGAUGAGAUUACUGAGAUUAGUGACUUCACUUGAUCGUUGUGAUAAAUUAUGAUGAUGAUUAUGAGUCUCGCAUUCAUGAAUAUGUCAAAACCAAUUGGCAAGUUUUUGUUUGCGAGAUUGGCAGUAAAGUUUCGAGUCCCGAG